Molecule: messenger RNA, 2878 nt
Organism: Achroia grisella
Lineage: Eukaryota; Metazoa; Arthropoda; Insecta; Lepidoptera; Pyralidae
Product: vacuolar protein sorting-associated protein 41 homolog
Exons: 2
Coding region: 140-2656 (838 amino acids)
Biological process (GO): cellular response to starvation; endosomal vesicle fusion; macroautophagy
Cellular component (GO): late endosome; HOPS complex
Molecular function (GO): protein binding
Source: RefSeq, a predicted model, not a curated record
UGACAAACUCAUCUCAGCCAAAUUGACACAGGAAAAUGUAAUAAUUAAUAAUGUAUUAAUAAAUUUUAUUUAUAACAAUUAAUUAUGUGAAAAUAAUAAUCAUUGUGUUAUAUACUGCCGCCCGUUGAUAACUAACAAGAUGGCUCUGAAUUUGGAGAGCUGCGACAGCCUGCCUCCAGACGAGGAGCCAAAACUCAAAUAUGAUCGGAUGGGAAACGAUAUCCAAGAUAUACUCCUCAAAGACGCAGUAAGCUGUAUUUGUGUGCAUACGAAAUUUAUCUGUCUCGGUACUCAGUGGGGCGUGAUACACUUGCUCGACCACGAAGGCAACAUUGUGCCAAUAUCUCAAGAUGGCAAAGACAAAGAACUGCAGGCUCACGCGAUCGCAGUGAAUAAGAUAUCGGUAGAUUUGAAUGGGGACUACAUUGCAAGUUGUUCUGACGAUGGCAAGGUCCUCGUACAUGGACUAUAUACUAGUGAGAACACACACAGCCUUGUUCUAGGACGACUGGUCAAAUCUGUAGCCUUAGAUCCUUAUUAUUUCAAGUCUGGUUCUGGUCGAAGAUUCCUCACAGGAGACAAUAAGUUGACCCUAUAUGAAAAGACAUUUUUGAAUCGUCUCCGUAGUACCGUUUUGUUUGAAUGUGAAGGAAAUGUCCAAGCUAUAGCAUGGCAUGAGAGAUUUGUAGCGUGGGCCAGCGAGGUUGGUGUUAGAGUUUACGAUCUUCAGGCACGAUGUUCCCUAGGGCUCAUUCAGUGGGAGAAAAGCUCCGCCACAUCAAUAGAGGAUUACCGCUGCAACCUACUAUGGUCGGCAGCAAACACACUUAUGAUUGGUUGGGUUGACACCAUCCGAAUUUGUAGAAUUCGGAAACGAAGUCAGAUUGAACUGCAGACACGGGAUGUGACGGAAUAUCUUGUGGAUCCAGUUUAUACUUUUCAAACUGACUAUUUUAUCAGUGGCUUGGGACCUUUCGAUGAUCAGCUGGUGUUACUUGGUGUACCGAAAGAAUGUGAUUCUGAAACUGGGAAGGCUCAACGGCCAGUACUUAGUGUUGCUGACUAUAAGGAUUGUGAGUUUUGUGAAGUAUCAACAGACUGCUUAAACAUUCGAGGAUAUGAAGAGUAUUCUUGCAAUGACUACUAUCUGGACAUGCUCAUUGAAGAGAAUAGAUUCUUCAUCGUUUCUCCUAAAGACAUUGUAGUAGCUAGUCCAUUUGAUAUCGAUGAAAGGAUCAACUGGCUCACGGACCAUGGUCGUUACGAAAAAGCAAUGUCCGUAUUAGAAGAUGUUGGUGGCAAGACUUCUAAACAUUCAGUGGUGGUGGUCGGAAUACAGUAUUUGGACCAUUUGUUAAUGGAACACAUGUAUGAAGAGGCCGCAAUCUUGUGCGCCAGGAUAUGUAAGAACGACAAAGUAUUGUGGGAAAAUCAGGUAAUGAAAUUUUCAAAAGUGAACCAGCUGAGGGCGAUCAGUCCUUACGUCCCUAAGAACCCAGACCAGGCAUUAAGUCCACAUAUAUAUGGACUGAUACUGUACGAAUAUCGUAAUAUUGAUCCACAGGGGUUUCUAAAGUUAGUUCAGGAGUGGAAUCCGAAGCUGUAUAAUAUAGGUGUAAUCAUCAGUCAGGUGCUAGAGCACUUGUUGACUACGGAAGUAGACAAGAAUGUGUAUCUGGAAGCACUCGCCUUACUCUACUGUUAUCAGAAAAAAUAUGAUAAGGCACUAACAACAUAUCUAACAUUGCAACACAAGGAUGUCUUCAAACUUAUCACACAGUACAAGAUGUAUAAUGUGUUGCAUGACAAAAUAUUGGACCUCAUGACCCUUGAUUCAAACAAGGCUAUCAUAUUGCUGUUAGAAAUCAAAAUUCCAGUGGAAGUUGUCGAGAAACAACUGGAAAAACAUGAUUUUCUAUUGUUUCAAUAUCUUGUCGCCUACAGUAAAAAAGAACCAAAUGGUAAAUACCAUGGAAAGUUAGUAAGACUGUAUGCCGAAUUUGCGAGAGAGAAACUCUUACCAUUUCUGAAAUGCAGUGAUAGUUAUCCCAUACAGGAAGCUCUAGAUGUCUGUCAGGACAAUGAGUUCUACCCAGAAAUGGUAUUCCUGUUAGGCCGUAUCGGUAACACGAGGGAAGCACUACAGAUCAUAAUUGAACAACUACAUGAUAUUAGGCAAGCCAUAGACUUUUGUCAGGAACACAAUGACAAGGAGCUAUGGACAGAUCUGAUAAACAAAACUGUAGAUAAACCUGAAUAUGUGUCCUUACUCCUCAAGAGAAUAGGAAACUAUGUGGAUCCCAGGAUGCUUAUCCAAAAUAUAAAGCCAGGUUGCGAAAUAAAGGAUCUGAAGGACUCUCUGGCGAAGAUGAUGUGUGAUUACCGACUGCAGCUGUCUGUGCAGGAGGCAUGCAAGGUGAUCACACUCAAGAAUUACUUCGAUCUGCAUCAGAAGCUUAUAAUUGGCCAACAGAGGGGUAUUUCUGUGACGGAUGACUUUCUGUGCUGUGUGUGUCAGGGCCGAAUUAUAAUUAAAGACUUGUCAAACGCCUCGGACUUGAAGGUGUACAACUGCAGGCACUCGUUCCACAUAGAGUGUCUGCCGGACGGUGUGCAGUGUAACUACUGUACAGUGUGCAAUGCAGUCAAAAUGUGACCCCACUUGACGAAGCUCAAUGUUUGUGUAUAGUAACAAUAAGUAUUUCUGUACCUAUAAAUUGUAUAUGUAAUUCAAUGUGAAUAUAUUAAUUAACUGUUUUUUAUAUUAUCACUAUGGUGCUUUAAAUCAAUUAGCUUGUAUUGUUUUUUCCUUGUAUGAGAGUGACCAUGCAAGUAGGAAUCAUGUAUUAACCAACUCAUUUAUACAAUACCUCCAAAU